Caenorhabditis sp. 36 PRJEB53466 is the source of this 395-nucleotide messenger RNA. Lineage: Eukaryota; Metazoa; Nematoda; Chromadorea; Rhabditida; Rhabditidae. The record is from the annotation of a GenBank genome assembly.
AUGUUAUCCGACGUUGAACGACAAGAGGAACACCCACUUUUAGAGGUAAGAUUUUUUACCACUUAGGAAUAAUAGUCUCAAGUUUUAGGUUCCGAGCAGUACGUGGCAAGAGAGAUUUUUCGAUUUUUUUGAAUAUUACUUCGGAUCGAUGAAACUGUAAGUAAUUCUGCAUCCAUCAACAAAAUCGCAAUGUUUGCAGAUAUUUCUACUCGUUUCCUAUGCCCGACGUCCUCUGGGACAACCGAAAAUGGAGGUGAGCCGCUCAGAAAGUGCGCUCCAUUCGAAAUUGACGUGGCAGAUUAAAGGCAAGCGGCGUCAUCGUCACUCCACGACCAGCGAUCGAUCCGAUCGUCGACAGAAUUGUGCACAUUGCGCAGCAACAACCUUCUGAAUGA